Molecule: messenger RNA, 555 nt
Organism: Calliphora vicina (urban bluebottle blowfly)
Lineage: Eukaryota; Metazoa; Arthropoda; Insecta; Diptera; Calliphoridae
Product: probable salivary secreted peptide
Exons: 2
Coding region: 72-434 (120 amino acids)
Source: RefSeq, a predicted model, not a curated record
AUCUAGUGCGAUAGUGACAGUUAAAACGAAAACACUUGUUUAGUAAAAAAAAAAAAUAGAAUAUUAAAAUAAUGAAAUCCUUAACUGUAUUAAGCAUUGUUGCUGGAGCAAUACUGUUGGUUAGUGUAGCUGUCCAGGCCAAUAAUAUAACCUGGGGUUAUGUGGGACCCUAUGAUCGCCUAUUAGCCACCGAUUAUGUGAUUAAGCCAAGCAGCUGGUUUACCAAGCAAACCGCCGAAGUUGUCUAUCCACCCAAGGGCCACAUUAAUUAUGUGAUUUUGACCGCCAUUAAGGCCUGGGAUUGGGGCGGCCGCAAACAAUUCGGUUAUGCCUCCUUGUUAAAAGGUGGUCCAGGUCAUCGUAAUUCUACCAUUUACCUGAAGUCUCAAAGUGGCAAAGCUUUAAAUUUCACCAUACAAUAUUUUGGACGUUAAAUGGUACUUUAUUUUCAUUUGUGGAUCUCAAAUAUGAAAUAAAUUUAAACAAAGUGAUGUCUGAUAUUAAAAUGUUUAAAAAAAAAAUAAAGAAAUUUAGCAAAACUAAUUAAAAAAAAAA